AUGGGUGGGCUGCCGCUGAUCAACCCCAGGAUGAGAUCUGAGCUCGAGGCUGGAGAGGAUGGUGCGGGAGCUGGCAACGCGAGUCUCGGGAUCUGGAGCCGCCACCUGGGGGCACCAUUGCGCUUCGGAUGGGCCCCCGCCUCACCCGAGCUGCCGCAGCCCUGGGCCAAGGCUCCCGUACCCCCCAGUUGCUGCCAGCCUACGGGUGCUGGAACAUUCUACUCCCCAGCUUCCACUUCUCCAGCCCGGAACCAUAACCACGAUAAGGAUCCACCGUGUGUCAGACCCUCUUCUCAGGUUAUCACUGUCAUCUUGAAAGCAGACGUGGAGACGGAGUUUAUCAGCAUUACUCAUAGAGGCUCCGGACAGCUACCGGGCUUUGAAGAGGCAAAUGUCCAAGCCGGGGCGGGGGGUGCAGCCACCUCUGUUGCAACUCGACUCAGCCCCCUGACUACCUGGCCCCGACUUGGGACUGAUCACGGAGCCCUGGCCCACUGCCCCUGUUGGCUCAGGGCCCUCAGAUCACACAUGGGGAGAAGAAAACGUGGGCCAGGGAACAGGUCACCCGGUUCUGAUGGGAGAAGCCAGGUUAUGGAGCCCCGCCUUCCAAAUCCCCCAGGGGUGUCCUGGAGCCUGGUCCAGCCAGAUAGCUUGAGUCUGAGUCCCACUUCAAUCCAACGUCUCAGAGUCCUCAUUGCAGGCUGGCGCUGGGGUCCAGGCUUCAGCCUCAGUCACUCCACCUGGGGCCCCGGGCCCAGGAUGGAAGAGCUGAGAAGGAAGGAGGUGACCCCCCUGCUCACCAGCCUGCCGCAGGCCCCGCCAGCCCUUGCCGAUGGGGACGGCAGGGCCCCAGCCCGGGCUGGCGUGGGCGGUGGGCGAAGCUCUGGAUGA
Rangifer tarandus platyrhynchus (Svalbard reindeer) is the source of this 891-nucleotide messenger RNA. NCBI's taxonomy places the organism in Eukaryota, Metazoa, Chordata, Mammalia, Artiodactyla, Cervidae. The record is from the annotation of a GenBank genome assembly.